GUCCGAGAAACCGAGCGGAUCAUAUAGCAGGUGGUGCGGCGGCCAGCUGCGUCUUUUCAUUGCGUAGACCAUUCACGAGAUAUAAUCCUACUUUUAUAUAAGCUUUAAUUAUACAUACUCGAUCCUUACAUGGACUACUGGUGUUAUUAAUGGCUCAUUGGGCAAGAAGCAUCUGAUUAAAAAAGUAGUCUUGCACCCUCAAGAGCAAAGCCAAAGGAUCCCUAGGAGGACGAAGGGUGGGUACAAGGAAAAGCAGAAGUGACCAGACAAGAAGACCCGUGACCAAAAUGAUGACUGAACUAAGGAGAAGACCCCAAUAUGCAUUGCUGGUGGUAGUGUGAUAAGGAGGACGGGAGACUACAUCAGGACAAGGACGAAGGGCAGCAUGCAGAAGUGUACGAGCGGAGCACGGAUCCGGAUCGUCAGGAAGAACAGUGUAGGGGGUCGAAACAUCUGAGAAUGGACUGCCCGUGAUCUAAGGCGGUGGGAACUACCUGGAAAAAAAAAAAAAGUGGAUGUGAAGAGGUAGUGAAGAAAGUGGUGGAAGCCAUCAAAGCAGCAGAAGGGAAGAAUGUGAGUGUGCCUGUGGUUAGUAUGAACCGACGGCCGAGAGGAGAGGGGUCGGAGAGGGUUGAUGAUCACCAACUUGAAGAUAUAAGAAGGAAUGAAACUGAAGAAUGAGUGGCUAUGGAAGAAAAAAAGUGAAUGUUAGUUUCAUCGACCUGGACAACAGACUGAGGGCGGGCAUGGACUACUGCCCAGACAGAAUCCAACGAAUUAGAUAAAAUUGUGAAAUAUAUGGAAAAGUUCUUGCUUCUCCCUGCACCGAGCACCACCAAGCAACAUCAGAGUGGCACCAAUACGUAAGGCCUUAGGAGUGAUCUCGAACCACCUGUACCAUCAAGAUCAAGAUCAACCAGCUGUGUUGUAUUGUUUGGGAAGACUCGUCAGAAUGGUAGCGGGUGGUGGGACUCUCGCUGCUUAAGGUGGACAAGAGUGCCAUGGGCGACAAGGUUGAUAUAACAGCUCAUCCUCCCAUCGUAGAGGCAGAGCUGACCUCUCUUAAAGGACCUGAUAAUUUUGCUCUACCAGCUGCCAUGUGCUUUUCCACUGAAGUACUUCAUCUAGUCAGUGUCAUCCCCUCUCUACCCAUAGCUAAAACAGCACAGUCUGUCUAUCCAUUGUCCUUCAGGGAUUAUCUUAAAUCAGAGCUGCGUCGUGGAUACCUCCUUGAAAAUGAUGAGGAGAGGUAUACAGCACGACGGGAGAAGGUUUAUACCUUCUUCAAAAUUCCAAGGGAGAUUGAGAAGUUUGUUGCAUAUGGCUUCUUCCAGUGUGCAGAUUCCUUCUUCUUUGUCUUCACUUUCCUGCCAGUCAGAUUCACCUUGGCCAUCUGGUCUCUGUUGACUCGUCCCUUCAGAAAAGUGUUUGGAUUGUACUUCAGCAAAAACAGGAGGAUAUUGAAGCCAGCGGAAAUUGUUGACUUGUUAAAAGGUGUAAUGGUGCUGGUGUGUUGCUACUUGAUGGGAUACAUAGACACAUCUGUCUGCUAUCACAUUAUCAAGACUCAAUCUACCAUAAAGCUGUACCUGUUCUUUAACAUGCUGGAGAUUGCUGAUCGGCUUAUGUCAGCAUUUGGCCAGGAUACUUUGGAUGCUCUGUUUUGGACAGCCACAGAACCUCGUGGCAGGAAGCGUGAACAUUUUGGAGUACUGUUUCAUCUUCUUGUUGCCAUUGCCUAUGUGGCUCUACAUUCUACCAUUGUGUUGCUGCAGGCUCUCACCCUUAAUGUAGCCAUUAACUCUGACAACAAAGGCCUUCUGACCAUUGUCAUCUCUAAUAAUUUUGUGGAACUGAAAGGUGCAGUUUUCAAAAAAUUUGACCGGAAUAACCUACUGCAAAUCUCCUGUAGUGAUGUCCGUGAGAGGUUCCACAACUGUGUGCUGUUGCUGGUAGUGGUUAUCCAGACUAUGAAAGAAUAUGCCUGGAAGGAGGAGAGAUUGUGGAUCCUGCUGCCAGACUGUCUGUUGGUCUGUGGAACAGAAAUUCUUGUGGACUGGCUUAAACAUGCAUUUAUCACAAGGUUCAAUGAUAUCCCAGCUGAUGCGUACAAGGACUACACAGUUCUCCUUGCAUCAGAUCUCAUCAUGUGCAAACAGAAAUAUGCAUACUCGGACCACAGUGACCUGGUGGCAAGACGCAUGGGCUUCAUUCCCCUGCCACUUGGAGUUGUCAUGUAUCGCAUUUUGAGUCAGUCCAUUCGUCUUACAAGUCCUGCUUCUUAUCUCGUCUUGGGAGUUGGCUUCCUCUGUCUUCUCUCCUUCAGGGUCUUGAAUGGUAUCAUCAUCUUGGGUAAAGCUUGUGAUCUCAUAGAAUGUGCUGAGAGGCGCCGUGCAAGAAAUGAAUCUGUAUCUGAGAGUACAGAGAAGAAAUCCAGCAGUACUUGUGAAAAAACCUCAUCGUCAUCUGUCAGCUCUAAGAAAACUAUCAAGGUUGAGGUGGCAACAAGUCCCAUUAGAGGCUGGAGCAUGCCACCACCAACCACCCUUUCCAAUGAAAGAACCCAAUCCAAAACACAUUCUCUUGAGGUUUCUACUCCAGCUUCUGCCUCUGCAUCUAUAGUUUCCACUCCAUCACCCUCAGACCCUCCUGUCAGAAGUGACUCCCUUGAUUUCUUGGUAGAAUCAAAGAAAGGGCUUAUGGCCAAUAGUAUGGUCAAUCUCUCUAGUGUGGGCAUUAAUGAAGGCCCCUUUACUAAUGAUGCUUCAAGGCAGUAUCGACUGCAGCAUUCUCUGGAAAGUAUUGUCUCGGUAGACAAUACAGAUGUGGGUGAAUCCACUGGUGAGCAUCAUCAAUCUUCUUUAUCCUCCCCAUGUACAUCACUGAAGUUGCUGAAUCAAGAUGAACAGGCAGAGCGCAUCCAGACAGUGUCCUUAAUCGCAAAUGUUUCACCUGGAGGGGACAACAUUGGGACAGAGUGUGGUGUAUCGGAGAAUGUAUCAAGUGAGGCUCGAAAAUUUAAGAGACAUCCUUUUGUUUCCUGUGACUCCAUAAGGUACAGAGGCUCUACAGAUGGUGAUAUACUGUGAUUUUUCCAUACCUAAUAUAUUCUUUGUAAGUACUGUAAAUGUAAAUGUAGAAUAGUUUUUAAAAGACAUUGCACAAUAAUAUUGCAGGAACAUAAUAAGGAAUAUUAGACAUUCUCUAAUAUUUACAGUUCCAUGACAAGGUUAGCAUGUGCAGUAUUGUAAAAUAUGAAGAGUAAUAUAUAUGAAAUUUAUACCUAUUGUCAGUGAACCUUGACAGCUUAAAAUACCUGUCCUUGCAUUACCUUUAUGACAAAAAAAGAAAAAAAAAAACUGAGAUAAGGGCAAGUUCAUAUCUCUCUACACAAUAAAAAAAAAAAACAGAUUGUAUGUUCAUAUGUUCUUUACAUAAUAUUCUGAAUUAAAUAUGAAAUAACUUACUUGUACUGGAUGCAACUCUACAUAUGCAGAAAAUGCAAAGCAUAUUAAAACAAUAUUAAUUAAUUUUAUAUAUAUAUAUAUAUAUAUAUAUAUAUAUAUAUAUAUAUAUAUAUAUAUAUAUAUAUAUAUAUAUAUAUAUAUAUAUAUAUAUAUAUAUAUAUAUAUUUCCUGGUGAGUCAUAAAAGGUGACUAAAAGAAACUGAGUCACAUAAAUGAGGCUCUAAUAGUUUUUAUAAUACAAGAGUGUUCCAAUUUAAAAUUAUUUUUGCAUACAGAAUGAUUCACAAGUUUCUAAGCUGAAAAUAUUGUGUGUGUUUAGUGCUUUGGUUUAAUCAUGAGGCUUGAAAAUUGACAGGAGGUGCCUUGUUUCUCAGCAUUAGCUGAAUGCCCAUGACCCCCCCUCUUCUGUUGCCAGAUAUUCAAAACUUGGAUGUCAUUCUCCUAUUAACUCACUCUUCUUUUAGUUUUCAUUCAUGUAAAUGAUCAUUUUAAAAAAAUCAUGCCAACAUGGCAUCAAAUACAGCCAAUUUGAAAUAAAUCUAUGACUAGAAAUGCACAACUAGCAACAUGUUAUAGCAGGUUGCAUUUCAGGGUCUAGGUGGGUGGAUGGUAGGGAGCCAAUGCAACAGUUGUGAGACACCUCUCAUCAAAAUCACAACUAAUAAAUGCACAACAACUGAGGCCCCUAGUGUUGAAAAGGGGAAUCUAGCAAAAUCAUGUUUUCAGAUAUUGGCAUUUGAAGUAAGUUAUUCACAUGUGGACCCCUUAGUGUUGUGAGGGUGAUCCAAUAAAAUGCUGUUUCAAGAUAUUCGCAUCUCAAUAUUUGUGAAUUUAAGACAAGCUGGCAGCUAAUUCUGUUAAUAGUGUUGUUGAUACAUGUGCAUCAUGAUCAUCUUUUAUUAUAAACAAAAAAUGCAUUACCAUUAAAUUGCUAUUUCCUUCAUGUAUUUACCAAUACAUGUGUAUCAUAAAAAUAUUUUAGUAUAAACAAAAACAGGGAUUACCAAUAAAUUGCUACUUCCUUCAUGUAUUUACCAAUAUGUGAGUAUCGUGAAAAUAUUUUGGUAUAAACAAACAUGGAUUACCAAUAAGUUGCUACUUCCUUCAUGUAUUUACCAGUAUGUUAGUAUCAUGAAAGUAUUCUGAUUUAAAAAAAAAAGGGAUUACCAAUAAAUUGAUACAUGUGUAUCAUGAAAAUAUUUUGGUAUAAACAAAAACAGGCAUUACCAAUGAACUGCUACUUCCUUUGUGUGUUUUAAUAAUAUCCCUGAUGCCUGUAAAGCAGAAGAAAAUCAUUACUCUUCAACAUAACUAUACACAAAUAUAGACCUUGUACUCAUAAAAAUUAUGAAAAGCAUUGAAGUUUAGGUGAUAAUUUGGCAAGUGGGUGGAGGUGAUUAAUAAUAGUCAAGCAUGUCGUCACUCGGAUCAAACACUUCAGCAACAACAAUUCUUUCUUGCCCAAAUAUCUGUUCUUCAUAGAAGGGUUUGUUAGUUGCUGGGAUGUACUCCUUUAAUAGAGCAAUGUCAGCAAGCUUCUCUGGAAUGUGAUUGGAUGUAAGAAUUUUGGCAGAAGUGGAACUGCAGCAAGGUCAAAGAUGGAUUGGUUGUAUGAAGUUGUUCUCCCCUUCUGCAGUUUGACAAACACAGGGCUUACUUCACUGUAUGCCAUCUUAAUACCAUAAUUCUCCUUAUGCUGCAAUGAGUACAAUAACACUUUAGCAUCUGAAAACCACAAACAGUAUCAUGCUUCAAGUUGAAAACAUAGCACUUAUAUCAGUAAAUAAUUAUAUACAUACUUACACUACUAGUAAUUGUACUGCACUGUGCAGUGGAUAGGUAAGGAUGUUUUUUUAUCUAUGAAUAAAAAGUACAUAAAAAUGAAAAUCAGUUUCAUGUGGUAUGAGAGUAUAUUAUGAGAAGGGAAAAAAUUAUGCUAGAUACAUAUAUGAAAGAGGACAGGGAGAUGUAAGAAACCAAUCAGCACACAAUGGGAGCAGCAGUGAUGAGCAAAUAGUCAAAAUCUCAUUAAUAGCUUGUAAUCUACCAACAGAUCUCUUGGGGUGUUUGCUGCAAUUGCAGAUUUCCCUCACACCAGUGCAAAUUUAUGUAAACUCUCUCUUGAUAUUUUUUGUUUAUUUUGUAUGAGUGUAAAAAAAAAAUCAGGAAGAAAAGCACUUCUCCAAGGCACAGAGCAGUCUUCUUAUUCAUUAAAUGGCUAAAAUGUCUCUUUCACGUACCUUUCACCUCCUUCAUUAUAUAAAGCUCAAUUUAACAGAUUGUGUGAGUCCACAAAUGAUGAAAAUGAAUGGACAAGAAGAAAUUUAAUACUGUCCACUACACACACACACACACACACACACACACACACACCACUAACCUGCAAUCAACAAUUUCCAGCAGCACAUCCUUCACAGUCUGCUACAUGAUAAUAUGUGCCAUUCCUUCCCAACAACAAGUGUUCUUUCUUGAGAUGACCCCGAGAAACACAUUUCAGAUAAAGGAGGAUCAUGUACAUAGAUGCAUGUUAAUGUCAAAAAUUUUUUUUUUGCCAUCCACCACUUGAAGCAAUUCCCUGCAAGUGAAUAGCAAACCAUUAGUGUGAAAGCAUUAACAAAAUGUCCUCAUACAUGUGAAUGAUAGAAACACAUAAAAAGAUUACAAUAUAAAACAAUAUAAAGUAAAUCAAGUGAACAAUACAGUAUCCUGCAGUCCCUGUGGUUAAAAGUGAAGAGGAAAUGUUUUACCCUUUUAAAUAUCCAUGGUAUCCUGACCUACAGUGAUGUGUGUUGAAGUCAUCGCUACAAAGUCUCCACUUUCAAUACCAAUAACACUACCAUUGCCAAUUUGUCAUUAUAUAUAUAUGUAAUUACUUUAACCUUUAUAUAGAAAGCCCUGUACUUUAAUCAUGCUAAAUUUCACACAAUUUUAUAUAAUGGAAAUUUAGGCAUAACCUGCAUAAAAUAAGUUAAGAGGAAAAAUUAGUUCAGAGUCAGUAAACAAGGAUAUCCUCCUUAUAUUAUACAGGGUGUAACACAAGUUUCUGCAGACAUUGAUAGAGGUGAAAGUACAAGUUAUUUUAAGAAGAAAAUGUUCUAUGCUAACAUGCAUUUUGAGGUCUUGUUUAGCUGUGAUAUGAAAUUCAAGUGUGGUUGGGUGAUAACAACCAGUCUGGUAUUCAUGGUGGGACGUAAUGACGUGGUAUGUCCAAUGGUGAAAUUGUGUUAUUCCAUAAUUUCUACAAAUUUUGGAGCAUUACAGUAUCCCAUCAUGAGACGAGUGGUAUUAACAGACAGUUGCUUUACCGAUACACAUUACACAAUUAUAGUAUAUCUUUAAUUAGCACCAAAUAAGAGGCAAUGUGACACCAUGCCUACCUGGGGAGGGAGAGGAAAAGAGUGAGGUUAGGAGUAAAUCAGCUGAUUGCUAGCCAGUCACUUGCAGUUUCACAUCAAGGCAGUGACAGUGAAUACAUCAAGAUUGUAUGUACUGCAUGAUUUUGAAAGAAAAAAACUGCUGACAAUACCAUAGUUACAGUAAUAUGGAGCAUGUGAGCAUGGUGUUUCUCUAACAUAAAUAUCUGUUCAACACGACGUUGUAUUUGUUGCCCGGCCACAUUUGAAUUUCAUAUCAUGACUAAAUUAUGCCUCAAAAUGCAUAUAGAAUAUUUUCCACUUUGGAUAACCUAUACUCUAGCAAUAUCUGCAGAAACUUGUGUUACACCCUGUAUAUCAUUCGAACAUCUGGUCAAGAUAUAUCUUCCUAUAAUAUUUAUUUAUUUUGUGUUUGUCCAUGCAAUUGUUUGCAGCCCCACAUCAGAGCAACCAAGUAAAUUAUUCUCAAGAGCAAAACUGGACUCACUGACUUGGACUUUCAUUGAAAAAUUAGUAAUGUGAAAAAAUCAACAUCCUAUGACAAAAAUCAGAUUUUCUAUGAAUUUAAAAAAAUAAGCAAAAAGCAAAGAAACAUACACAAGUUAAAAGGAAGCAGAGUAGUGCAUGUGAGUCAUGGAUGCCAUGAUUGACUGAGGCGAGAGGAGUGGUGGCAGCUUGGUUUCUCAGUGGCCAGUGGGUUCCACCUCUAGUCACUGACAGGGGAGGUGGUUUGUGGUUUUCACACAGGAUUUCCUCUAACUUUGAGCCUUCUGUAUCCUACCAGAUGAUUUCCCUUGCCUUGUUUCUUUACUCUACAACAAUUUUGAGCCUCUUUAGUGGCCAUUUUCAGCACCAGCUUUAAAUGUGGGGUUUUGCAGGUUACAGCCACGUAGCACAGCAUGCCUCAAUUCUCUUGCUUCAUAAUUUUUCCACAAUACAUAGUGGGAUCCCUGACAUGGUCUUCACUUUAAGCUGCAUUUCUAUCUGUAUGAGCUUAAAAGAUCAUGAUUCCCCCACAUUCAAGAAAAAAUAGCUACUUGUUUGUAGUGUAUAGAUACAUAAUUAUGAUACCUUUGAUUAUGAUAGCCUGGGUGCCAGUGUCUUGGCAUUGUGCUGGGAGGUUGUUGUUGUAGUAGGGCAGAGAGGUAUCUCCUUGAUGAGUCUUGGAAGCAUGAUGACUGGAUCAACUGUUGCAAUCAUGGUAUAGCAAGCAACCCAUGUGUGGCUAGGCUAUUAUUGGAAAGGUACUGGAGAGGAGUUACAGGAAAGACACAUCUGGGAAUGGUGUGGAAAUUUCAUUCUGCUUACUGAAGAUUGAACCAGUGAUGGAUGAGAGAUAAAGUUUCAGCCCCUGCAUGCUUUUCCUUCCAAUGACACAAACACCACUGCUACACUAAUGACUCUGCUAGACCAAGCAAAUUAUUAAUUUUUUUGGUUUUGUGGCCUGCUUCCUUCAGACUAGUCAUCAGAGCUAUCUUGUAUGUAUGGUUUUGAUUAGUACAGGCUAUGCUAAACAAAACAUAGCUGUAUAAAAGUAUAUUUGAGCAGGUUUGUGCACAGUAGGCAUAACCUUGGUGGAUGCCAUGACAUCAUGCAAAUACUUUAAUGAAACAUUUUUCUCCCUCAUAUUAACCUAAAGAAUGCAAUGGAUAAUUUAAAAUUAAUCAUUAUGUCUCAGCAGUUUCAGCAAAUUUAUGGAGCAUUAUAAAUGCAGUUAAAAUUGCAAGAUUUGCAUUCUCCAAAGAAUGUUCCAUAAAUACUUUCAUUCAAGACUUACAUUAAGAUAAAAUACAUUAUGACUGAAGUUGUUCUAUUGAGAUACGAGAUAUUUUGGCUGAUGGUUAUUAAACAUUACCAUCAACAGUAACAAUAUUACAACCAUCAUCACUAGCAACAACAACAUUGUUCUAUAACCACUACUACAACCAUGGUGAUCAUUAUUACAGUUGCUAACUCUAAGACAACCUCCUCAUCACCACUAAAUAUGUACCCUUAAACACAUAUUACUGCAAAUGACUCUCUCUCUCUCUCUCUCUCUCUCUCUCUCUCUCUCUCUCUCUCUCUCUCUCUCUCUCUCUCUCUCUCUCUCUCUCUCUCUCUCUCU
This is a messenger RNA of Scylla paramamosain (green mud crab), 8945 nucleotides long. RefSeq names its product transmembrane anterior posterior transformation protein 1 homolog. The transcript is spliced from 13 exons. Gene Ontology annotation, cellular component: endoplasmic reticulum membrane; ciliary basal body. The coding region runs from base 1002 to 3089 and encodes 695 amino acids. Lineage: Eukaryota; Metazoa; Arthropoda; Malacostraca; Decapoda; Portunidae. The record is from RefSeq and is a predicted model, not a curated record. Gene Ontology annotation, biological process: positive regulation of cilium assembly.